AUGUCAAGUACAAUUGAUGUAACACCAAAAAUUUCUGAUACAUUAUUAAAUGAUGUAUCACAACAACCACAACAACAACAGCCAUUAAGUGUUCGAGAAAAAAUUGUGAAUUUAUUUCAAGACUUAGAAAUAACACGAGAUGAACAAAGACGAAUUAAUACAGAACUUGAAAAAGAAAUUCAAUCUCGAAUUGAAGCUGAAGCUGAAGCAGCACAUUUACGUCGACAAGUACAAUUAGUUGAAGUUAAUCUUGAUAAUGCAACAGCUCGUGUUAAUCAUGUAACAACACAAUUAAUUGAAGUUAUGAAAGUAUCGGAAGCAGCACGACAUGUUUGCACAAGUCUAGAAAAUAAAUUAACAACUGUUAAAGACAAAGAAAUUGAUCUUGAUGAUGAAUUAAGAAAAGCAAAAGAAUGUAGUAUUGAAACUGACAAACGUUUUCAAGAAACUGCAAAUAAAUUAAAUGAAUUACAAGAACGAUUUGAACUUGCUGAACGUCGGUCAACUAUUGCAGAUCAACGAAUAGCAUCACUUGAAAAAGAUAUUCGACAUGCAUAUGUAGAAAUGAAAUCAUUACUUCAAGCUGAAGAAAAAGCACAGGCGACGGAAGAAAAAUAUCGAAAAACUCUUGAAGAUUUACAAUCUCGACUUAAAGCGGCUCAACAUCGAACAGAUGAAGCUGAAACAGAUGUUGGAAAAUUACAAAUUAAAGUUGAUAAACUUAAAGAAAAAUUGGCUGAUGAACGCAAUAAAUGUCAUCAAUUACAAAAAAUGAUGGCUGAUUCAUCUGUAUCAUAA
Molecule: messenger RNA, 798 nt
Organism: Rotaria sp. Silwood2
Lineage: Eukaryota; Metazoa; Rotifera; Eurotatoria; Philodinida; Philodinidae
Source: the annotation of a GenBank genome assembly